Photinus pyralis (common eastern firefly) is the source of this 4666-nucleotide messenger RNA. Its product is annotated as protein asteroid. The record is from RefSeq and is a predicted model, not a curated record. The transcript has a single exon. Lineage: Eukaryota; Metazoa; Arthropoda; Insecta; Coleoptera; Lampyridae. The coding region runs from base 87 to 2279 and encodes 730 amino acids.
CGUAAUUCCCCACCCAAUUGAAAAUAUUAACCUAAAACUAAUUAACCUCACUUUUAAUUUUUUAUAAUUUCAUAUUUCAUUUAAAAAUGGGAAUACGAGGACUAACUACUUUUAUAGCACAUCGUUCCGAUUCGUACUUAAAACAUUAUAAAUUGCACGACACGUAUUUGGUCAUUGAUGGCAACAGUCUCGCUGCUAACUUAUAUCAAGUAAAUCGGGCCAGAAACGAUUGCUUUGGUGGUGACUACAACAAAUUCGAAAGGACCCUAUGUAAAUUCUUUGAUUUACUAGCAAAGUGCAAUAUUACACCGCUUAUUAUAUUGGAUGGGGCCUAUGAAAAGCGCAAAUUGAGAACUGUCUAUCAAAGGUUGAAAAAUAAACUAAAAACUCUUCAGCAAGUGGACACUGUGUCACAGACGCACUUUAAAGUCUUUCCGUUAUUUCUACGUGAUUUAUUCGCAGAUGUUUUGGUCAGGUUGCAGCUGAAAAUCAUUAGAUGUAAUUUUGAGGCUGACUUUGAAAUCGCCUGUUUAGCUAGAACGCUUAAUUGUCCAGUUUUAAGUUAUGAUUCCGAUUUUUUUGUGUAUGAUGUGUUGUACAUACCAUUCGUUUCGUUAGAAAUGAAUGCUGUACCGCAUGAUGGGGGUUAUUACCUUCCUUGUCAGCUGUACGAAAUGGAUUACUUCCUAAAAGCUUAUGGUGGUUUAAACAAAUCGUGCGUACCACUGCUGGCAGUGUUGUUAGGAAACGACUAUAUCAAUAAAAAUAACUUUAAGGAGUUUUACACAUCUUUACGUUUAGUUAAACGCAAGACCCAACAAAAUGUCCUGCAAAGGAGUGUGAAAAGCGUAAUAAAAUGGCUGCAAAAAGAGUCUUACGAGUCGGCUAUGGUGAAAGUGCUACAGAAGGUACCAUCUUCUAAGAGAAGGCGAAUUGCACAACGAAUUAAGCGUGUAAUGCGAGAUUACAUGUGCAAAAACAGCAAGUUGUUACCGGACUUGGGUAUUUCGUUAAAUUGUGACGAGGAGGAGUUCGAACUUGAUACUGAACGCAUUUUACAAGAGUCUGAGAAUGCACCAAUCGUCAAUGAAGAAUGUGACAAUUGUGAUGAUGAUGACGACGAAGAGGAUCAAGAGGUUGAAGAUGAAGUCGAGGAAAGUGACUGUGAGAGUGAAUCUGAAGAAACUGAAGAAGUAAAUUGUGAAAACGAUUUUUUUCGCACAAAUUAUCGCCAUUGCAAAUUGCCAACAGCAUUUAUGGAUAUGCUAGUUGCUAAUAAAUAUUUUUGUACGCCCCAAAUUGAAAGUGCGACAAACACUUGCUCUCACCUCAUUUGUGUUAAAGUGAUAUCAGCCAUAGACAAAAUCUUACGUCCCAAUGCAGAAAUUCGUUUAAAAUUUGUGGCACGUCAUCAGUCGACAAAUCUCAAGUGGUAUGACACCCCGGAUUGCAAUUUGGAAUUACCAUCUCUACACGACAUAAGCACACUUUCAGAUGGUACUGCGAGAGCCCAUGUCUUUUCAGUCUUGGAGUUCCGUUAUGAUAAUUUUUGUACAGAUAUUCCCAAACAUUGGCAAUUGUACUUCUUAGCGAUGAUUUAUUGGAUUAAAAAUGCUACACCAAGCGUUACACAUAGCCAUGUUCAAUCCCUUAUAUUGUGCAUGUUGGUCAUGAACGAAUUGGAACCGAAGAACACGGUGCAGCGGGUUGCAGAUAGACAGCAGGUGAACGAUUCACCUCUAGACCAUUUCUUAAACGAAAUUUCCAAGACGGAUUCUGCGCAGUGUUGCAAAGAACUGAAAAAGUACUUCGAAAUGGAACCGAAGAUGCGAACCUCUAACAAAUAUUACAACAAAAACAUUGUGGAUUGCUUCGCGCAAUUUCAAAGCUCUCUACUACACGUUAAGUACUUAAAUGCGUUGCUGAACAGACCCUUCGCUGAUUGUCUAAUUUCCAGAUUUUAUAAUGGAACGUUUUUAUAUAAUAUGUGUAGUAACUUACAGAGACGUACCAAUAUCGACGCUUACAUGGACACGCUAUUGAAAGUCUGCCCGUCUGUUCUCAAAUGUUUUAAAGCUAUUGUUGACAUGAUAAAACGCUUGGUAGCAUCAAAUAUAAUAACGGCAGAAGCAAAACGUCGAAGACGGAAAAGGAAGAAUACGAGAAGAAUUUCAGAAGCUAGUAAUGAAUCGGUACCUGUCCAGGUGGAAAGCAUGAACAGUGAAGGAGUUGCAGUUAUGGAUGAAAAUAAUCGUUUUUCUUUGUUGAACUUUGUUUAGUUAAAUGUUUGGUUACCAAUUACAAAUUGUUUACUAUGGAAUGCCCUUUGUUUUAAUUGCUUGUCUAGUUAGUUAUUUUCUGAUUUGUCUUAAACUGCAAUGAUACAGACUAUUUUCGUUUUUAAUUUUUUCAUGGUAAACUAAUCGUACUCUACAUUUCUAAUUAACACAUUAUUCAGACAGUUUUUAAUGAAGAUUUUGAAUAUGGCAUCCCGUUUUUAAUAACUUUUAUGGUGACGGAGACACACGUGGCAACUUUAACUUUUCUAAUAGGGGCGAUUUUGAAUUUUGACCACAGUUCUUGAUAAAGAUCUAAAACUUGCAAAUUUGAAAAUAGGAUCCUAUUCCUUGAAUGUACUGCAACUCUCAAAAUCACAUCAAAGGAUGAAAUUUACUGUAAUGCAAGUUAGCACUCAUAGUCAUAGGGCUUAGCAAAAUGAAACUGCGUUUUAUGCAGAAAGCAAUCCGCUUUUCCCAGUAAUACUAGGGACCAAUAUGAAUGAUUUCGUCCAAGGAAAUGAAAAUUUUACUCACUGUAAUUCAAAAUGGCGGAUGUUUUCUAAAAUGGCGACUGCAUAAUUUCAAAAAUUUGUAGACCCAAAACGGUUGCACCGAUUUUAGUGAUUGGGGUGUCAAUCAAUUCGUAUUGACACCUGUAAUCACAUAUCGUCUGUGAUUUAAAUUACUGAAGUCAGUGCACUCAUUUUGAUUGUACGAUGCGCCACAUCACGUGUAGUGACGGCUUUCAAAAUCACGCGCUCCUCUUAUAAUUCGUAUAGUGCAAAAACUACUGGACGGAUUGUCAAGAAUUAUUUUUCGGUUUGUAGGUAAUAUUGUCAGCUUUUAUUUAAAUGAGAAAAUACGUGAACAUAUUAUAGGAUAUUUAGUAGUUAUUUUCAUUAGAACGAAGAAAUUAAUUAGAUUCAGACGCCAUCUUUAAUUUCUUAAACAUUAUUUUUUUCUUUUGAUUACAGGUGUCAAUACGAAUUGAUUGACACCCCAAUCACUAAAAUCGGUGCAGCCGUUUUGGGUCUACAAAUUUUUGAAAUUAUGCAGUCGCCAUUUUGAAUUACAGUGAGUAAAAUUUUCAUUUCCUUGGACGAAAUCAUUCAUAUUGGUCCCUAGUAUUACUGGGAAAAGCGGCUUGCUUUCUGCAUAAAAUGCAGCUUCCGAUGUAAAUAUCGCUCUAAGCCCUAAGACUAGCAUGUCUACAUAAAUAUCUGUGUUUAUAACUUUUGCACUAUACUGUCUUUUUUGGACAAAAAAUUAUUACUUACUUAUACAGGGUGUUUUCAAAAAAAAAGGUCAAGUAUUUUAUUUGUGUACUCAUGAAAAAAAAAAAACAAAAAAGUCUUAAUAAACAUAGACCGGCGAGUUGAUUUCAACAAAGAUGUGCACUAUUGUGUACGCAUGGAAGGACACAUAGAGCGUCUUGUUUUAAGUAUUUUCUGUUUGUUUGUUUUUAAUAAUGUAAUUUGUUUGAAACACUUAGUUUGCGGACCUAUGUUUAUUAAGGCUUCUGUUCAAGAUAUACGUGGAUAAAAUAUGCCCUAAUUUUUUAACACACCCUGUAUAUAUCACUGAGCUAAUAGUCUUAAAUACAUUAAAUUUAUAAAAGAAGAAAGCUCUUUAUUUUCAGUAAUAUUGAAUUACUAACGCAUAAUAAUAACAAUAUUCAUAGUUAAACAUGGUCACCAUGACAAAAAUAUUUAUUAUUUUAAUGGCUAUUCCAAAAUAUUAUCACACAAAAUCUUGAUCGCGAAGAUUAUGUCAAAUAUAUACAUACAACUGUAACGAAAUAUACAAUAACCUCACUAGCAUUGUAUAAAUAAUUGAUCAUAUUGUAUAAAAAGUCGAAAAUUAUCAAGGUGUACUAACGUUACUAAUUUUGAUUAAUGAUAACUUAAAAUAACAUUAAAUACAUUCAUAGAAAACUAAGUAGAGGGUUGCGGAGGAUGCAAGGCUACGUGUAAUGCCUUUUGUAAUUCUUGUCGGAAAGUAGACACUACAUUCUGGAAUAACGUUUCAUUGGACUGCACUCGUUUAACAAUAUUUAACAUUCGUAAACCUUCAGGACUUGAAGGUUCUAUCAUAUCUCUAAAGAAUGCUUCCGCAAUAAUAUUUAAAAUUUUUGGUAUAUUUUCAUUUCCAUGACCUAAAAUUCAAAAUCAAAAUUACGGGGCGAAAUAAUUAUGAACGACAACUUACCCAAUACGGAGGGAUGAUUUUGUUCUAUCAAGUCACAUAAAUAUCCGUAAAUAUGUGGAGCUUCUACGGCAUCUUCGAUGACGGGCAACCAACUAAACCACACCGGCAAUAGUUCUUCCAAAUUUACAGCCGCAGGUCGAUAUUUUAAUAUUUUGGUAACCGCUGAAAUUGCAUUUUCC